CAAGGACAGCAUGGUGUCUUACUACCACUUUUAUCGGAUGACCUCAGCCCUGCCACACUCUAGCACAUGGGCCCAGUACUUCGAAGCAUUUAUGAAUGGAGAGGUGUGCAUGGGCCCCUGGUACGACCACGUGAAAGGGUGGUGGAAGGAGAAGGACAAGCACCGGAUCCUCUACCUCUUCUACGAGGACAUGAAGGAGAACCCAGAACAUGAAAUUCAAAAGAUAACAGAAUUUAUGGGUAAGAAGCUAGAUAAAGAGACUGUCCACAGGAUCGUUCAGCACACUUCAUUUGAAAACAUGAAGGAAAACCCAGUAACCAACUUCACCAUGUUGCCUUCUGCCAUCAUGGACCAUUCCAUCUCCCCGUUCAUGAGGAAGGGAACUGUGGGAGACUGGAAGAAUUACUUCACAGUGGCACAGAAUGAGAGAUUUGAUGCAGACUAUCAGAGGAAAAUGGCCAACACCUCUCUCACCUUCCACACUGAGCUCUUGAGAGAAGGAGGCAAAAUCUAGGCAACUCAGAGGUGACCUUAUUGUCUCUUCUUGUGUUUUCCCUUUGAAAUUGCUUUCUGAGCUUGCUUACAUUGUUCAUGAAAGCACAAGAAAUUCUGUACUUUUUCCUUUCUCAUGCACCUGGGAAAUAAAAUAAUUU
This is a messenger RNA of Tupaia belangeri chinensis (Chinese tree shrew), 653 nucleotides long. Its product is annotated as sulfotransferase 1C4-like. Gene Ontology annotation, molecular function: sulfotransferase activity. The transcript is spliced from 4 exons. The record is from RefSeq and is a predicted model, not a curated record. Lineage: Eukaryota; Metazoa; Chordata; Mammalia; Scandentia; Tupaiidae. Bases 11 to 514 code for a protein of 167 amino acids.